Messenger RNA from Closterium sp. Naga37s-1, 888 nucleotides. The record is from the annotation of a GenBank genome assembly. NCBI's taxonomy places the organism in Eukaryota, Viridiplantae, Streptophyta, Zygnematophyceae, Desmidiales, Closteriaceae.
AUGGAUUCCCGCGCACUGCUCUUCCGAGCAGUCCUAGCCUCCCUCUCCGUGCUGCUGAUUCUCUCCACGUUUGGAGCACCGGCUUGCGCAGAGAAACCGCCACGUGCAAAGCGUGGAUUGGUGGACCUCAACACGAUUCCUGACAACUCCGUGUCGUCGUGGUCGCUGGAGGGGCCGCCUGGGCUGCGCAAGGAGAGCAGUCCGGGGCAGUUCAAGCUUGUGGGACCUGUCGUUAUCAACGUGCUGCGGGUCAUCCGCCCGCAGUUCACACCCAUCUUUGCCGAAUGGCUCUCCUCCAACUUCUCCUCAGACCCUGCCACGUGGAAGGCGUUCGUUGCGCCACCCGCAGGCCCGAACGAGUUCGCAAACCUGACCUUCGAGAAUCCCCAGGUGCAGAUCUGGGGUGGGCGCUUCCCCAUCGACAACACCACGAGCGACUACUCCUUCCAGCCCAACAACACCAAGCUGCUCUUCUCCCGCGUCUCCGGCUCUGUGAUGCGCAACAACGUGGACAAGCAGAACGUCGUGGUUGACCUUCCCGAGGCCAACGCGCCCACUCUCAACGGCAAAUUCAUCCGCCGCGGGAAGAUUUUUGAGCUCCUCUCUGGCGGAUCCUUCGACGUGCCCCUCCGUUCCGUGGUGGAAGCUCUUGGGGGCACCACACCCCCUGGCCCCACCCCGCCUGGAGCAGCGGCAGUUAUGCGUGUAAGGCCCCGUCCCCGCCCCCCUCCUAGGGAGGCUGCUCCUGGUUCUGCUCCUAGUGCUGCUCCCGGGCCUGCUCCUGGCCGUGCUCCCGGUGUUGAUCCGGGGGUUGCUCCUGGACGUGUUCCCAGGGCUGCUCUCGGGGCUACACCUGGUGCAGCUCCUAGUGGAGGUCCUGAACCCUAG